Molecule: messenger RNA, 444 nt
Organism: Striga asiatica
Lineage: Eukaryota; Viridiplantae; Streptophyta; Magnoliopsida; Lamiales; Orobanchaceae
Source: the annotation of a GenBank genome assembly
AUGAUCAAUGUCGACACGGACAAGCCCAAAUACCAAAAGGCACAAAACAAGAAAAUAAAAUAUCAAAAAUCCUACCACAGAUCGCAGCAUAUUACCUCGAUGCCAUUUCAUGGCCAGCUUCCUCGAGUCUGGAGAUUAGACAGGUUUAGCGGCGUUCAAAAAGAAAACAAGACAGAGGAGAUGGCUCUAGAAAUCCGCUGGUGUAUACAGCCUACAAAGAAGUGGAACUUUCGAGAUUCGGGCCGAGUACAAAUUCGGGUUGGGCUUGCGGGUAUUUUUUUUGGGAAAUUUGCACAGAGAGAGAAGUUUUUUCAGCACGCCACCAUCACAAAGACCUCACCGCCUUCACUCGCCCGUCGUCCGGCGUCCGGCGUCCCAGAUCCGUGCUCCACAGUUUACUGUCGAGCAACCCUGCGGCCCGCCAAAAUCACGCUCCUCGUCUGA